Molecule: messenger RNA, 793 nt
Organism: Puntigrus tetrazona (Sumatra barb)
Lineage: Eukaryota; Metazoa; Chordata; Actinopteri; Cypriniformes; Cyprinidae
Product: zona pellucida sperm-binding protein 3-like
Exons: 4
Coding region: 1-537 (178 amino acids)
Biological process (GO): positive regulation of acrosome reaction; egg coat formation; binding of sperm to zona pellucida
Cellular component (GO): extracellular matrix
Molecular function (GO): acrosin binding
Source: RefSeq, a predicted model, not a curated record
AUGUUUUGUCUUUAUUUCAGGUGCAUGACUGAUAGCAAGAGCAGCAGGUGGUCCAAAUUCAUCCAAAGUGGACAAAGAAAUGUUGUGCGGUUCUCCUUGGAUGCAUUUAUGUUUCAUGGGAUGUUGGGAGAGCAUCUUUACAUGCAUUGUGAAAUAUCCGUCGGAAAUUUCAAACCAUCAUCAAGUGCAAAAUCCUGCGCGUACAACCAGCUAACAAAACGAUGGGAAGAGUUGUACGGUUCAAAUGAUGCUUGCCUCUGCUGCGACUCCACGUGUUUGUCGUCUGACCUCUCUGUGUCCAGUAAGGUCAUCACCAGUGAGCCCUGGGUCAUGGAGUCUGAAUUAGAAAUUGACAGUGAAGAGCAAACCUCUCCAUUCAUGACAGAGGAGGUAGGAACAGGUUUUGUUGAAGUAAUAACAACACAGACCGCUGAGACUGGACCUCGUCGUGUUGUGGCAGACCCAGCCGCGGUGAAGGAAGUCGAUACAUUUGUGGAGCCACGCAGAAUAUUUGAGGAGGUAUUUGGAAUGGACUAAACAAAAAGGACUGACUAAAAGACUUUUAUGAUUUACUUUUGAGUUAAAUUGCACGUGAUUUGUUAAACAAUACAUGAUGCACACUUUUGAUAAUGUAUCACUAAAAUAUGCACCAUAUGUCUGUGAGACAAUUAUGUCUUGGGAAUUGCUAAUGUAAAGCACAUAAAAACUACACUACACUCUAAUACACAAUGGUUUUUAGCAGUGAAAAAUUAUUAAAUGUUAUUUUUUGUUCUCCAAACUAAAAAAGAAUAUG